CUUAUCAAUCAUUUUAUCUCCGAUCACAAAAGAGUGCGACAAGGGAAAGAGCGCUGCAUUCCAUAUCUGCAAAUUGUACGUACGGAUUGCAUUUUGACUCAGGGCAUUAAUUCCAAUGUCACUGUCCCGCCCACCUCCCCCAGUGGUAGGAAAAGUCACCCAUUACAGCAUUGAAUUAUUCUGGAAUGAAGCAUUGGACAAAGCUAAGGAGGAAAUCGGGGGCAAGGAAUUGGUAAAAGUGUCUCUCCAAGAACAGGACAGACAAAAUCAGUGGGGAAACGUCUACACAGGAUAUGCCCACUCACAUGUUGUCACAGGGGCAGACCCUCAGACCACGUACAAAUAUAGGAUCCGCUUUAUGACCAAUAAUGAGAACAGUGAAUGGAGUCCACACCUAACAGUUUCUACCACUAAGGAACCACUAAAUGGAGAGCACCUACACAGAGCCAUUAUUAGGGAAGAUCUCACAGAAAUAGAGAGGAUACUGGAAACAGGAGAUGUACCGAUUGACGUUCCUGAUAAGUAUGGCUUCACUGGACUUAUGCAGGCAUCACAGAAAGGCUACACUGAUAUUAUGGAGAUCUUGAUUAAACAUGGAGCAGACGUGAAUGCAAAAAAUGAUUCAGGCAAAACAGCAUUGAUGUUGGCAUGUUUUGCUGGUCAGUUUGAAGCUGUUAAGCUGCUGAGGAAACAUGGGGCUAAGUAUGAUGAUUAUGACAGGGGAGGAUCUACACCUAUCCACUGGGCGGUGGACGGGGGCAACACUCGGCUCCUGGAGUGGAUCAUCAAGGAUGGGGCAGAUGUGAACCUGAGGGAUCACUCUCAUGGCUGGACACCCUUAAUAAGAUGUGCCUCAGUGAAUGGUAACCGCAGUGUGGCCUUGACCCUUCUGAUGUCAGGUGCUGAUAUUAAUAUUCAGGAUAAGGAUGGGAAGACAGCUCUAAUGGUAUCUAUAAUCAACGGUCAUCAAGAUCUGGUGGAAUUACUGCUACAAAGGGGUGCAGAUAUCACUGUCCAAAAUCUGUAUGGUAAAACUGCCUACGAGAUGGCUCACUCCAUGGAAAGAAGGAAAAUUGCACGGACACUUGAAGAUUACGUACAGAGCAAGGGCAUAAAGGUUAAAGGAGCCAUUCUGGCAUGACAGCAAGGGGCAACAACUCUCGGCACAAUACACUAGGUUGAAAAACACUGAACAGGAAAUUCAUUGAGGGAUUAGGAAAGUGUUUGUUUGUUAUAGCAUUAGAUUACACAUAGAUGUGAUACUCAAACACUUCUCUUAAGCUGUAGAAAAAAGAAUUGAAAUGAUUGUCAAGUAUACUUUGAUAAUAAGUUUGUUAACAUUUUGUUUAAUCCUGUGAUAUAUGUUUGUGUAAAUUUCCUUGCUUUUUCUCUCAGAAAACCAAACUACAUGUACAUUGUAUCUGUAAUUGUCACCUUAGAAACUGAUAUUCUAGUGAUAUUGCUAUUGGAGAUAGAGAGGGUUUAUUCUGCACAAAUUAAAUCAAACUUUAGUCUCUAAAAAUUGCUUUAAAAAUAUUUAAUUGGAUGUAUUCUCUACCUGCUUUUUCCAUAUCAUGCAUGUCUCUGCAGGCAAUAUGCAAGUAUAGCUUUAAUUUAAUUCACUAAUUACACUAUUUCUCAUUACGUAAUAUGCAAAUUACAUACUGGUAAAGUGAUGCAAUUUAUAAAAUGACUGUAUUAUUUAUGCUGUUAUUUGCUGUUUAUUACAAACAUUUCCAACUUUUCCAUUGCAUUUCAUUCCAUUGGGCAGAGUAUGUGUAAUCAUUGUUCAUGGAUCACCCUUAAGUGUGUAUUGAAUGUCUUCAAUCGGUUUUAUUUUUAUAACACUUAUACUAUAAUUUACAUUAUUUCAAAACAAUUUUAAUUCAUACUUUACACCAAAAAGUUGGCAAUAUUUAAGAUCCGUCCAUAUUAUUAUCUCUGGCAGUUUACUUAAAUAUGUAAAUGUAUGAUAUUAAGUUGUUUGAAUUCUUAAAUCAAAAGAUCUCAGGCCUUGAAGUUUGUGAUGUAAAAACUAAGUGCUUUGUAUGAUGGAAUGUUACAUAACCUGUGAUAAGUUAUCAAGACAUUUAGGGGUCAAAUAUCCUCCAAGUCAUCUAAGUGCUUUAUAUAAGGGAAUGUUACAUACAUGUAGCCCGAGUUAAGUGAACAAGACAUUUAGAUGUCAGAUGUCAUUCCAAGAUCUUCAUAUUUUUUCAUCAUUUGUUUUUGUUAUUAGAGAUAUCAGAGAAUAAUAAUCUUUAUGAAUAAUCUAUAUGUUAUUUGUGAAAUGUUCAAUAAAUUAGACCAAAUUUCUUA
Messenger RNA from Saccostrea cuccullata (small rock oyster), 2319 nucleotides. Its product is annotated as fibronectin type 3 and ankyrin repeat domains 1 protein-like. The transcript is spliced from 10 exons. Bases 116 to 1141 code for a protein of 341 amino acids. Gene Ontology annotation, molecular function: protein binding. Gene Ontology annotation, cellular component: nucleus. The record is from RefSeq and is a predicted model, not a curated record. NCBI's taxonomy places the organism in Eukaryota, Metazoa, Mollusca, Bivalvia, Ostreida, Ostreidae. Gene Ontology annotation, biological process: regulation of apoptotic process.